Oikopleura dioica is the source of this 1602-nucleotide messenger RNA. The record is from the annotation of a GenBank genome assembly. Lineage: Eukaryota; Metazoa; Chordata; Appendicularia; Copelata; Oikopleuridae.
AUGUUGUCGACCGAUGUCCUCAAGCGCAAGCUCGCUGCUGUGACAAACACGCAGGCGUCAAUCAACAACCUGUCAACUUGGAUCAUCGAGAACAAAGCCUCUGCUUCCCAAGUUGUCGAAUUCUGGCUCACGCAACUUCAAAAAUCGGACAAUGAUCACCGGCUUACCCUUCUCUACGUCGCGAAUGAUGUUAUUCAAAACUGCAGAAAGCGGGGUAGCGAGUACAAAGAGCUGUCAGAAAACUGGAAAGAAGUGAUGCCCCGCGCGUUCGACUAUUUUUCGCACGAAGCAAUCCGUUCCGGUGUCGACAAAGUCCUCAGUGUUUGGGAAUCAAGAACGAUCAUGGACGCGGAGCGGAUCAAGCUACUCAAAGAGAAACUUGACAAUCCGGCGAACAACCAAAAUGGAUCUGGUAAAAACGAUCAUUAUGUUGAGCCCAACUUGAGUUUGCCUUUAGACAGUCCUGGUUCAGGAGAGCCAAGAGAGUUUCUGUACACAGAUUUGGUCGAAGCGAUAAGAGAGUAUUCAAAGUGUGAAAAUGAGUUGAAAUUGAAGAAAGAGCUGUUGGAAUCGUCCGGAAUUGAAGGAAGUGACCCAGAUCAACUUCUAGAGAAGGUGAAAGAACGAGGACACGGACACAGAGCUCGGCAAGAGUUAGAACAAUGGACACAGCUACUGCUUGAGUACGUCAGUUUGCAGGAAACAGCGAUAGAGAGAAGAAGGACCUUGCUAACUGUGCUUGAUCAGAGUUCUGGAUUUUAUGAGACACAAUUUCGAGAAGUAACGACGGUGCUAAAGGCCUACAAAGACUACCAAGAGCGCAUCAUUGCUCAGAAACGACGCUGUCAAGAAAUGAUGAAGGCCAAGUUCCCAGAGAAAGCGACCAACCUGACGCCUGUACAAUCACCCCAGGGAUCCCCAGAGUUGACGAUUCCGAUCAUGGUUCCUGUCAAUCAAGCGGUCGAGAUGAAUAUGUCGGAUUCAGCAAGCAGCUCCGAAGACGAAGCACUGCCAAAUUCACUUGCUUCCUUUUUCGCCCCUCAAGAGACACCUUCCAGCUCCAACCUCUCCGCCGCCGGUACCUCUGGCGAUCUGGACUCUCGCCUAGCAAAUAUUCUCAAUCCCCAGCAGCAGAGUACGCCUCGCCCGCGUGCAAGAGCUUCUCGCUGGGAUACAGGAGAAGCUUCUCAUGGACGUGCUCCACCACUGCCGCCACCUCAAAUGCUUAACCAGCCUCGUCUCAAUACACCACCCAAUGCUUAUGGAAAUCACGCCGGCAAUGAAGGAUUCAAUGGAAGCGUUCCAGACUGGCAAGCUCCGAAGCCGCCUCAGAAUCAAUACGAAAUGCCAGCCAGCUGGGGAAGUCCUCAAAAACAAUACGGUCAGAACGGACAGCAGAACAUGAAUAGCGGACCCCCUCGCGGCGGAUUCAGCGGAGGCCCCCACAGAGGAGGCUAUGCACCUCGAACACCUCAGGGACAACGCCCGCCACGACCACACUUCCAUUCUGAAGGACCCUACGGAAGAGGCCGAGGAGGUCCACGAGGCGGCCGAGGUUUCUUCACUCCCAGAGGAGAUAGAGGAAUGAGACGAUUUCGCUGA